UAUUUCAGGACUCGCCAUUUUAGUUCUUCAGUGUCGUUGGAAGUGCGUUGCUUGUAAUUUGGCUUUGCAACGUCUGCCCUCAAAUACCUUUUUUCUUGUUAAUUUAGUUUUCUCGUUUUUCCCCCCCUCAACCAAUCGACGUCGCAAGACAUCAGUACUCGAUUUAAGUUUACACAAUAUCCAGGAACAGCCAUGAUCACCAGAAAAAGAGGAAGAAGCAGCCUAAACGCUGACAUCACAUGCACAAGUACCUCCCAAGAGAUUGAUAGUGGUUCGAAAGCCAGUGAUACAAGUGAAACGAACAUGCUGACUUCUCCAGAAAGUGACACCAAUGAUUGGGGCCUGGAUGACCUGCUUGGCUCCGGGCUCAACUGGGACCUGGACAACGAUGUGCUUGAUACUUUCGUCAACUUUGAAUCACAGACGACGACUAGUGAUGAGACAGACCAAAGCGCAUUGCUUGACGUUCCCUUAUCCCGCAGUAGAGGUGCAGUCCAGAGGUCAAAACUGCAAGGUGUCUCUGGUCGGAUCAUCAACAAGAACGCCAUUGCAGCGAGGAUGAACCGAUUAAAGAAGAAAGAAUACGUCAGUGGCUUGGAACAGAGAGUUGGUUCUUUGACGACAGAAAACCGUGUUCUCCAGCAGGAAAACGGGAAUCUCAACAAGAGAGUGGAAGAGUUGGAGAAUGAAACUAGGUACUUGAAAGCCGUGUUGGCCAAUGAGAGCAUGCUGGCUCAGCUGUUGUCUAGAUUGAGCGGUGUGAACGGCAUGAAAUUCUCUACCUCGCUUUUCCAGGAAUCCAACGAGAACGACCACGAUUAUGCCAUGCCGAGGAAGAGGGUGAAGGUGGAAGACAAAGAUACUGCAGGUGGCAUCUGCCUGCAUGUGGACAAAGACCACGUCUCGGUGGAAUUCUGCACCAAAUGUGCAGAGAGUUCAAGCUUGUCGCAUAAAAUGUAGGGUCAAGUAUUUUACCUUUUCAACGUUUCCCGAGACUGAACAUUUGCACAAGAUGUAAAUGAGGGGACAUGACGACAGUAGUUGUCAAAUAUAGAUUUAACUGUUUAAAUGUGUGCAGAGCUUGAAUGGCAUGUCUUUUGAACUUGCUUUCAAUACAAGUUACUGCUAAACUUGUUGACAGUUUUCUUCUAGGUGCUUGGUCCGCCAUGCUGGAUGAGUGGGUCACAGAACAUCCUUGACUGCUGAAAUCCAUGUGGAUUUUGCUGUGGGGAAAGCAGAAGAAUCGGGACCAGCAGCUUGCAUCAUGGCCUGGUAAAUUUAAAAAAAGGUAGUACACGAAACCGUGUAAGUGACAGUUUUUACUGAUUCUUUAUCACACCCCUAAAGACGUCAGAUGCUGUAAUGCUCGUUUAGCAUCUAAAUGAGUAUUUAAACUCUCCUGUUUAUAGUAAUGUUUGACUACAGUCCAUUUUACAUCUGUGUCAUUUCCAUGUGUUUCAUCUUGAUUUGUUAAAGCACUUGGGCUUUAUUUGACAGUUGUCAGGAGAAAUGGUAUGUUCUAAAACAAUUUUCAAAGGGUCAUGGUUUUUGAGUAUGAUCAUCUAUAUGUGAGAUGUAAUGGAAAUCCAAAGACUGCGGGCACAUGGCUUCAGCUGUUUUGAAGUGAAAUGUAAUAAAUUUUCAUUUGAGUAAUGCAAA
This is a messenger RNA of Sinocyclocheilus grahami, 1659 nucleotides long. RefSeq names its product CREB/ATF bZIP transcription factor-like. The transcript has 3 exons. Gene Ontology annotation, molecular function: DNA-binding transcription factor activity, RNA polymerase II-specific; RNA polymerase II transcription regulatory region sequence-specific DNA binding. Gene Ontology annotation, biological process: regulation of DNA-templated transcription. Gene Ontology annotation, cellular component: nucleus. The coding region runs from base 193 to 960 and encodes 255 amino acids. NCBI's taxonomy places the organism in Eukaryota, Metazoa, Chordata, Actinopteri, Cypriniformes, Cyprinidae. The record is from RefSeq and is a predicted model, not a curated record.